Molecule: messenger RNA, 712 nt
Organism: Ceratotherium simum simum (southern white rhinoceros)
Lineage: Eukaryota; Metazoa; Chordata; Mammalia; Perissodactyla; Rhinocerotidae
Product: protein FAM209
Source: RefSeq, a predicted model, not a curated record
AAACAAACCCACCAUGAGCGACUCCCUCCCACAUCUCUGCUCACCAUGUGGAUGCUGAAAUGGUUCCUGUUCUUGCCUCUGUGCCUCUCCUGCGGCUAUGCCUUUAUGUUUUCUUCUGUGAGAGAUAAAGUCAGAGAACCCCAGGGGAAGGUGCCUUGCGGAGGGCACUUCCGGAUAAGGCAGAAUCUGCCAGAGCAUGCCCAAGGCUGGCUUGGGAGCAAAUGGCUCUGGCUUUUUUUUGUUAUUGUGAUGUAUAUGAUCCUGAAGCUUCGAGGAGACAGCGAGAAGAGUAAGGAGCAGAACCCUCCCGGCCUUCGAGGCUGUCUAUUUCGCUCUCCACUAAAGAAAAAUCAAAAUGCUCCCCCCUACAAAGACUAUGCGUUCAAUACCCUAACCCAGCUCGAGAUGGACCUUGUGAAAUUUAUGUCCAAGGUGCGGAAUCUGAAAAUCAUCAUGGCAACGAGCAGUAACCUCAAGAUUCAGAACUCAGUGGCGCCUGCAGACCCACAGAAUCAUGUUACAAUAUAUGAAGUAUGGGGCGAAGGAGAGUCCGAAUGAACGGAUUUGUGCAUCAAAAUAGGAAAGAAAAAGUCGAGUGUUGACAAGCCAUGUGCAAACUAAUAAAACUAGUCUGAAGAAAAGAAUUCUCAAAUUUGAGACAUUUUGCCUUUCUUUCUCUUUUUUUAAACUUGAAAAAAUAAAUGUGAGACCA